GAUCUACCAACUCUCACAUAUUCUACGCUCAAAAAAGAUUCAGUGCAUCGCAUCGUACUAGUGCAAAUAAGAACGAACUCUUCGACUCAUCUCUAGAAAAUGGCUGCCGUGCUGGACGAGGUCGGUAAAUCCGCCGAGAAACUCGUGGACGAGGAGAAGGACGUGCUCGUCGACGAAGAGGACGAGACCGGGGCAGCGGAGGCUUCGAAGAAGAAGAAGAAGAAGAAAAAGAAGAAGAAGGCCGGUGCUGGAGAAGCCAGUGCAGAUGUUCCAGAAGGAGAAGAGGAUAAGGUCAGAGACGAAGAAACAAUUGCCGAAGGUACCACAGAGAUGACUGAGAACGGUGAGAACGAGGAGAUAAAGAAGAAGAAAAAGAAACGCAAGCCUAGAGGCAAAGGCGGUAUGAAGCAGCAAACGGAUCCGCCGACUGUUCCUGUGUCGGAAUUAUUUUCGGACGGUAACUUUCCCAUAGGACAAAUAAUGGACUAUCCCUCUGUCACCAGGGUGGACGACAGAACCGCGAAAGAUCGUUUCACGAGCGAGGAAGCCCGUGCCCUUGACAGAAUGCACAAUGACAUCUAUAACGAGGCCAGGCAGGCGGCCGAGGCGCAUCGGCAAACCAGAAAGCAUAUCAUGAAAUGGGUGAAGCCGGGGAUGACCAUGAUAGAGAUAUGCAACGAAUUAGAGGAGACCGCCAGGAAACUGAUAGGAGAGGAUGGUCUGAAGGCUGGAUUGGCGUUCCCGACCGGUUGCUCUCGAAAUCAUUGUGCGGCUCAUUACACUCCGAACGCCGGCGACCCGACUGUUCUGGAAUAUGAUGAUGUCACGAAAAUCGACUUCGGCACGCACAUCAACGGCCGCAUCAUCGACUGUGCGUUCACUUUGACGUUCAAUCCGAAGUACGACAAGUUAAUCGAAGCAGUCCGCGACGCCACGAACACGGGCAUCAAGGCUGCCGGGAUCGAUGUGCAGUUGUGCGACGUCGGUGCCGCUAUUCAAGAAGUCAUGGAGUCCUAUGAGGUGGAAUUGGACGGCAGAACGUACCCGGUGAAAUCUAUCAGAAAUUUGAACGGUCACUCUAUCGCGCCUUACCGCAUACAUGCCGGAAAAACUGUGCCGAUUGUCAAAGGCGGCGAGGCGACCAGAAUGGAAGAGAACGAGUUCUACGCGAUCGAAACCUUUGGGUCUACCGGUAGAGGUGUGGUGCACGACGACAUGGAGUGCUCGCAUUACAUGAAAAGCUUCGACGCCGGUUUCGUGCCAUUGAGAUUGCAGAGCAGCAAGUCUCUCCUCAAUACCAUCAACAAACACUUUGGUACUCUGGCCUUCUGCAAACGCUGGCUAGACCGUGUUGGUUGCACCAAGUACCAAAUGGCGUUGAAGGACCUGUGCGAGAAGGGCGCCGUGGAAGCUUAUCCACCCUUGGUGGAUGUUAAGGGCUGCUACACCGCUCAAUUCGAGCACACCCUCGUCUUACGUCCCACGUGUAAAGAAGUUAUCUCCCGCGGAGACGAUUAUUAAAUGAUCGUUAUUUUACAUUGCAAUCAUUAUUAUCGAAUGUCAAGGAUGUAUCUCUCAGCCUGUUCUCGAUGUAACAUCAUUGUCGAAGUAACAGCGUUGUCGUCCAAUCCAAUGGCGGCGCGUCUGCGACUCGUAACGACAGUGUGUGAAUAAUAACCAUUUACAAUAUUUUAGCAAUAUCGUGUAUUUCCAUACGUGUCUAAACACACUGUCUGUAAUUUUGCUUUUCUAAUUCAGUGUUGCGUGAGCACUAGAGACCUGAUCAAAUUCUGUACGCCGUUUCGGAUGCAAAACCGAAUCGUACAAUCUGUAUUGAUCUGGAACAGUGAAGAAUUUCACGUUGAACCACACAAUAAACAAUCGAAGAUGACCACAGACUCUGAUUACGGUUUCUAGCGAGUUCUAAAUGCGACUGAUAAAUUGCAGUUAGUCUCUCAGAAGCUGGACCGAUCAAUUGUACUUGAAAAUUUCUUAAUUUUAGCAUUAGAGCACGCGAUUAGUACUUAACUUUGCAAAAUUAAGAAAUUGCACAAAAGUGAAAUCGAUCUCAGUUCCGUUUCUGAUAUUUUCGUUAACAAGUACUUCUUGCGUGCGACGUGGGACUUGCGAAGAAAACUACGUUCUGUGCAUUUCUCUUAUUUCUGUUCACAUUUGUACGUGAUUUAUAUAAUUUGAUGUACGUAAUUUAAGAGGAAAGUUUCCGGCAGUUUGUAUUUAUCGUUGUGUUUGCCGUGGUGUUUCUUUAUGCAUUUCGUCAGGGGUUUUUUACGCGUUAAUGGGAAUAAUGGGGAAUAACACAAAUCGAUGUUGAAUAAAAUAUAUUUGGAACUCGAGUUGUGUAAUCAUUGUGACGAUCUUGGGAUGAUCCGAGUAAUCGUGACUUUAGAUCUAUGUUAAAACAAAUAAAAAAGAAACUAUAAUCUAACAUACACAUGCGACUGUACAAAAACGAAAAAAAAAAGAAAGUAUUCUCCAUUUUGUGGCUUCUCUGUCAGAUGGAUUAGGUGCGCGGCUCCUCUUAAACAUUUCCGCACGACUUGUAUGUUGUAAUAAGAUUCUCGUGAAUUGGUCGAUAAUUAAAGACAUGACAUACUGAA
This is a messenger RNA of Odontomachus brunneus, 2618 nucleotides long. It is a transcript of the gene und, whose product is annotated as methionine aminopeptidase 2. Gene Ontology annotation, molecular function: metalloaminopeptidase activity. The record is from RefSeq and is a predicted model, not a curated record. NCBI's taxonomy places the organism in Eukaryota, Metazoa, Arthropoda, Insecta, Hymenoptera, Formicidae. Bases 100 to 1521 code for a protein of 473 amino acids. The transcript has 6 exons. Gene Ontology annotation, biological process: proteolysis.